UUUAUCUGUUUUAUGGCAGAUAACAUGUAAACUUUAUCCUGAAAACUUGAAACUUCCAUGCAUUUCUAUGCAGUUUCCAUGCUGUCAGCCUAAUGAGGGCUCGUGUAGCAUUGAUGGGGCGUGCAAAGACUGCACUACGUGUUUUCACCAGUCAGAUUUGUAUGAAGGCCGUCCAUCUACAGCACAGUUUAAAGAGAAGCUUCCAUGGUUUCUCAAGGCAUCUCCAUCAGCUAAUUGUGCUAAGGGUGGCAGUGGAACAUACUCAUCCAGCAUUGAUCUUACUGGUUUUGACAGUGGAAUGAUCCGGGCAUCAUCAUUUCGAACAUAUCAUAAACCCCUUAGUGGACAAGUAAUUUUCUGAUGGACUAUGUGAAUGCAAUGAAAGCUGCACGAGAUUUCAGUUCGAGGAUCUCUGAUUCAUUGAAGGUAUUAUGACUUAUGCCUAUCCAUAGCUAAAAGAAAGAAAAAAAUAAGGAGGUGAAUAUUCUCAAUUAUAAUGGUAGAAAUCUAUUACUUUUCAAAGAUGGCGUUUUCCUACAAUAAUACUAGCCUAUCAAGCUAGAGCAUAUAUAUCAAUGAGUUUCAAGUUAUUGUAAAUUUUGGAAAAACAAGGAGAUCCCAAAGUUUCGGUAAAGAUAUCAGUAAAUUAUUCUUCACUAAAGAUGUAAUAAGUGAUAAUUUUCUUUGACAAAAUUGCAGCUAUGAUGAAAUUAUAGUCUAUUUCAAUGUAUUAUUUCU
Molecule: messenger RNA, 738 nt
Organism: Dendrobium catenatum
Lineage: Eukaryota; Viridiplantae; Streptophyta; Magnoliopsida; Asparagales; Orchidaceae
Product: NPC1-like intracellular cholesterol transporter 1
Exons: 4
Coding region: 68-361 (97 amino acids)
Source: RefSeq, a predicted model, not a curated record